Lagenorhynchus albirostris (white-beaked dolphin) is the source of this 2360-nucleotide messenger RNA. Its product is annotated as KIAA1328 ortholog. The transcript has 12 exons. Lineage: Eukaryota; Metazoa; Chordata; Mammalia; Artiodactyla; Delphinidae. The record is from RefSeq and is a predicted model, not a curated record. Bases 234 to 2189 code for a protein of 651 amino acids.
CGGGCUGCUCUGGGAGUAGCAGUUCUACGAGGCGCUCGUUCCCGCCGCCCCGGCAGGGGCUCCACACCACGCCGCCGGGACACGGCGACUCCACCGCCCGGACCCUCCCGCCCCGCCGGGGCCGGCUGCGUAAGCGGGGGCGGGCCUCUGCGCAGUGCGGCCAAUCGGGACCGGGCCUGGAGGCCGGGGUUGGACGGCCUCGGCGGGACGCCCCGAGUGGCGGUUGUUUCAAGAUGGCGGACGUGGAGGGCCCCUCCCGACUCGGCGCGGCGGCGUUCUGGAGCCGCGACUUUUCUGAUGAAGAACAGUCAGUAGUGUAUGUUCCAGGAAUUUCUACAGGAGGAAAUAUCAGAUCAAGACACAAGAUGGUGAAUCCAAAAGCUGAUGUUAAACUUAAGACUUCCAGGGUGACUGCUACUUCAGUCUCCAUGGAGUCUUUAAAAGGUGCAGGGGAUUCAGUAGAUGAACAGAAUUUCUGCAGGGGAGGAAUAAAGAGUGCAUCAUUGAAGGAUUUAUGUCUUGAAGAUAAAAGACGCAUUGCAAACUUAAUUAAAGAACUGGCCAGAGUAAGUGAGGAAAAGGAAGUAACAGAAGAAAGACUCAAAGCUGAGCAGGAAUCAUUUGAGAAGAAGAUCAGGCAGUUGGAAGAACAGAAUGAACUGAUCAUAAAAGAAAGGGAAGCUCUUCAGCUACAGUAUAAAGAAUGCCAAGAACUUCUAAGCCUCUAUCAGAAAUAUCUAUCAGAACAGCAGGAGAAGCUCACUGUGUCUCUCUCAGAACUUGGUGCUGCUAAAAUUCAGGAACAACAGGUAUCCGAUAGGAAAAGCACUCUCUGGUCUUCAUCUGUGGAACUGGAUGGUUCCUACUUGAGUGUAGCCAAACCACAAACCCACACUCAAACCAAGCAAAGGCCUAAGUCUGCAAAUCAGGACUCAGCUUCAGAAUCCCUUGCGGAAUUUAGGAAUAAUUCUUUGAAACAAGCAGCCCUUCAUUAUCCCAAAGAGGAUGUGGACAAGGUGCCAUCAGAGACCAGAACAUGUAAUUAUGGAUCCCCAGGGAAAAAACUAGUAGAUGCAGUCCCUACAGAGAAAGUUCCACCAGAGGACCUGAACAUGAAGGAAUGCCAACACCGUAAGGCUACUCCACCUAGUCAGUGUUGUGGUCAUAGACUUUCUGAAAAUGCGGAUCAUGUUCGUGAGAGCCAUCCGACAAACAUGGUCCCUGAAUAUUCCAGGACACAUCUGGAAUCAUGCAGGUAUUGUGGGCUUUCCUGGGCAUCUCUGAUGCGUGGCCAAGGGGCACUGCAGCCUAGUGAAACUGAUGUCAAAAAGCAGCUCUCAGAAGAUAGAAGGCAGCAACUCAUGCUUCAGAAAAUGGAGCUGGAAAUUGAAAAAGAACGCCUUCAGCAUCUACUGGCCCAGCAGGAGACAAAACUACUCCUAAAGCAGCAGCAGCUUCAUCAGUCUCGACUGGACUAUAACUGGUUAAGAACUCAAGCUGUAUUUAAGUCAAGAGAACUGGUUGCUAAUAAAGACAUUACUACACCCCGAGAGCUGAGGCUGGAUAUGAAUGAGAGUGGCUCUGGACCAAGUUUAUUGAAGUCAAAAUGUGAUGGCUGGACGCUUGGAACAUCAUCAUCCAGCAAAAAGUACCAAGACUUCACUAAUAAUGGAGAGAAUAGAAGGGAGAAGAAGACAGUUGGGUUUCAGUCACAUAUGGAAGAUGAUGCCCUGUGGACAGGUCAAAAGAAAGAUGCAUAUCAACCCCAAAGAGGGACAAUGACAGAAGUUAGAAAAGAUGCGUCCACAUCUCCUAUGACAACAGGAAGUCAAAAGGAGCUUGUAAUCACAACCACAGCAUCAUUGCAACAUGACACUCCCCGGAGUAAUACGAGACAAAGGUGUUUGCUGGAGGAUACCAUUCCUAUUUGCCAGUCGCCAUGCUGUUUUGCAAGUUUUCAGAAGCAGAGGCAGCUUUGGUAUGAGACAUCUCUACUGGAUUUGGUUCAAUCUCUGAGUCCCAAGACUGCUUCCAAACCGCGGCCCCAUCGCUCCAGAGAAGCUGGGUCAUGGCAUCACAGUACUUGCCUACUCAGUCCUCUGAAAUCAACCUGGAACAAGACCGGGGCAGGCAGGACCCCUGAAGACCUGGAGGAGGAUCAAAUUCUGGAAGAUAUCUUUUUCAUUUGACACUGAAGCACAUGCUGCAAAAUUUCUGUCAGAAAUGAGUGGGUGUUUUUAUAUACUGAUCCAGGAUUUUUAAUUAUUUGACUGCAAUGUAAUUGUGUCUCUCCUUUCACAGGGAGGGACCUAUCUCACUAGCAUCCUGUUACGUGUCGAAUAUAGAAAUCAUUCUAACAA